AUGGAAGCAGCCGACGAUCAGCGACCGCAGCCGCAGCUGGAGAUGCCGCAGCACGACAAGGCGUACACAUUCGCCGCCGCCGAGGAGAUGGCGACCACCACCACCACCACCACCACCACCACCAAGACGAAGCAGCUCUCCGAUGAAUCCGACGCCGGCGAGCCAGAGGAGAACUACCGCGGAUGGAAGUCAAUGCCCUACGUCAUAGGGAACGAGACGUGCGAGAAGCUGGGCACCAUCGGCACCACGGCCAACCUGCUGGUGUACCUCACCACCGUCUACGGCAUGACGGGCGCCAGCGCCGCCACCUUGCUCAGCCUCUGGUCGGGCACCGUCAGCAUGGCGCCGCUCCUGGGCGCCUUCCUCAGCGACAGCUACCUGGGCCGCUACACCACCAUCGCGCUCGCCUCCAUCGCCUCCUUCCUCGGCAUGAUCAUCCUCACCCUCACCGCCGCCGUGCCGUCCCUCCACCCCGCGGCUCAUCCCAAACCCACCACCAGGCCGUCGUCGCUCCAGAUGGCCGUGCUCCUCGCCUCCUUCGCGCUGCUCGCCGUGGGCGCCGGCGGCAUCCGCCCCUGCAACCUGGCCUUCGGCGCGGACCAGUUCGACCCGCGCACCCCCGCGGGCCGCCGGGGCAUCAACAGCUUCUUCAACUGGUACUACUUCACCUUCACCAUCGCCAUGAUGAUCUCCGCCACCGUCAUCAUCUACCUCCAGAGCAACGUCAACUGGGCGCUGGGGCUCGCCGUGCCGGCCACGCUCAUGGGCCUCUCCUGCGUGCUCUUCUUCAUGGGCACGCGACUCUACGUCCGAGUCCGGCCCGAGGGCAGCCCCUUCACCAGCUUCGCACAGGUCCUCGUCGCCGCCGCGCGCAAGCGCCGUCUCCCCGCACCUUCGCCCGCCGACCUCUACGACCCGCCACACCGCAGCAGCCUCGUCUCCAAGAUCGCGUACACCGACCAGUUCCUCUGCCUCGACAAGGCCGCCGUGCGCACCCCUGACGACGACGCCAACAACCCCAUCAACCCAUGGCGCCUCUGCACGCUGCAGCAGGUGGAGGAGGUCAAGUGCCUGGCGCGCCUGUUCCCCGUCUGGUCCUCCGGCAUCGUCUACUACAUCGUGCUCACCAACCUCGGCAACUACAACGUGCUCCAGGCCAUGCAGACCGACCGCCACGUCGGCCGCGGCAGCUUCCAGAUCCCCGCGGGCUCCUUCGUUGUCUUCAACAUGCUGGCGCUCACCCUGUGGCUCCCCUUCUACGACGGCGUGCUCGUGCCGGCCAUGCAGCGCCUCACCAAGCGCGAGGGCGGCAUCACCCAGCUGCAGCGGAUCGGCGUCGGGAUCGUCCUCUCCAUCGUCACCAUGCUUGUCGCUGCCGCCGUCGAGAGACACCGCCGCAGGGUCGGCGACAGCACCUCCUGCUUCCUGCUCGUGCCGCAGCAGAUGCUGGCCGGCCUCUCCGAGGCGUUCGCCAUCAUCGGACAGGUCGACUUCUACUACAAGCAGUUCCCGGAGAACAUGCGCAGCGUCGCGGGGGCGCUGCUAUCCCUGGGCUUCGCCAUAGCCAGCUACGCCAGCGGGCUCAUGGUCAGCGUCGUGCACGGGACCACGGGCGGCCGCGACGGACGCCCCGACUGGCUGGCGCAGGACCUCAACCAGGGACGCGUCGACCUCUACUACCUGCUCAUCGCCGCCAUGGCGGCCGUCAACCUCGUCUACUACGUCGUCUGCGCGCGCUGGUACAGGUUCAAGAAGCCGGCAGCCGCCGACGCCGACGUGGAGCUGGAGCUGGAGCUGGAGGGAAAGGCCGCAGCGCCUCCUGUCUGA
Messenger RNA from Miscanthus lutarioriparius, 1827 nucleotides. The record is from the annotation of a GenBank genome assembly. Lineage: Eukaryota; Viridiplantae; Streptophyta; Magnoliopsida; Poales; Poaceae.